GUACCCGAACUCCUUCUGUAUCUAACACCCUUUCAACGUACUGUAAAAACUAACGUGGCAUGGACAAGAUUGAACCCAGUGGCAAUUUUUCUCUCUUGAAUUUGCCAGAACCCAUACUGGAUUGCAUUCUAAAGCUCCUUUCACCAGUGGAACUCGUUGUUAUGUCUGAGGUGUGUACAUGUUUAAGGGAUAGAUGUCGAAGUGAUUCUCUGUGGGAAGUCCACUUAAAGCAGAAAUGGGGUGGAGUGAUCGGUGAUGUUGCUUAUAAGGAGUGGCAAUGGCACAUCACUAUUGCUAUGGAGAAAAGAAACAACCAACCGAAUCAACAGAACAAUCAUAAUGGAUCAUUGGGAUCUUUCAGUGGUACUUGGCCUAUGUUACACCUCAGAUCAUAUCUAGAAGAUUGUAGCUCAUUCGGAAAUAGUUUUACCAUGGCCUUGUAUUUCUCUCUAGAGAAUGGCAAGUUCUGGUUUCCAGCUCAAAUCUACAGGGGAGUAUUGGUUCGUGAUGCCUUGGUUAGAUAUGAUUCCAAAACUGAUAGCUUUCAAGCAAGACAACAAAGUGGUGGUUGGAAUGCAAUGGGGAACAACAUCCAAUGGGAAAUCCUUAGGGCUCCUCCAACUGAUACCCCUCCAUGUGUUCGUUACGUCUCUGAUUGUUUGGACGACUUAAAACCAGGGGAUCAUAUUGAGAUCCAGAGGAAAUCAAGAACAGAAAUUCCUUAUGAUUGGUGGUACGCUGUUGUUGGUCACAUGGAAUCAUGUAAUGAAAACCACAACUUCUGCAGCUGUCGUUACUCAGAGACUUUAGUAUUGGAGUUCAAGCAAUACAGUGAGGGAUCAAGCAUGAGACGAGUAAAGGUUCUAAGAAAUGGGGAAGAACAUGAAGAAGCAAAAGGAUGGUAUGGAGGAAUUAGAAAGCUUCAGAGUGAGGAGGAGAUCCAAAGAUGGGAGAAACAUUUUCCACUCUAUCGUCAAACUCCUAGGCCUGCACGUUUUGUAUGUCGGAGAAGAAUACCACCAGGAGUUCUCCGAUUCCCGUAAUUAUUUUUCGAGUUCAUGUUCAGGUGUCUUUCAACUUUCUUGAUGUCUUCGUAGCUGGUUAAAUAAAAAAAUUACUGUAUUAAACUUUUCACAAGAAUACAUUUUCAAUUCUCUAUAAUUAGGAUUAGCUG
Molecule: messenger RNA, 1174 nt
Organism: Vigna unguiculata (cowpea)
Lineage: Eukaryota; Viridiplantae; Streptophyta; Magnoliopsida; Fabales; Fabaceae
Product: F-box protein At2g32560-like
Molecular function (GO): protein binding
Source: RefSeq, a predicted model, not a curated record